Messenger RNA from Nicotiana tabacum (common tobacco), 1788 nucleotides. Its product is annotated as protein trichome birefringence-like 34. Gene Ontology annotation, cellular component: Golgi apparatus. Lineage: Eukaryota; Viridiplantae; Streptophyta; Magnoliopsida; Solanales; Solanaceae. Gene Ontology annotation, molecular function: O-acetyltransferase activity. The record is from RefSeq and is a predicted model, not a curated record.
AAGCAGUUGAAAUUUCUUUCAAAUUCAACAACUCUGCUUCUCCUUCUUACUAUAAGUAUCAGUAACCUCAUAAGAAGAUUAAAAGUGGUUUUUUGAGAGGGAUAUUAUGGCAAGUGCAGAAAAAGUAGUACAUAAAUCAUGGAUUGUCCAAUAUAAUCUGCAUUCUAUUUUAGGAAUCCUCCUCUUGGUCUUUCUUUUUGUGUCUUUUUAUCUUAUAGGGGAUAGUAAUAAUGCUGGUAACAUUCUAGAGAAUAACCCUACAAGAAAAAACUCAUCUCCAGAACCAAAAUGCAAUUUAUUUUCUGGAAGUUGGGUUUUUGAUAAUGUCUCGUAUCCUCUAUACAAAGAACAACAAUGUUCUUUUAUGACUGAUGAUUUUGCUUGUCAUAAGUUUGGAAGAAAAGACUCAAAAUUUCAACAUUGGAGAUGGCAACCUUAUGAUUGUGAUCUUCCAAGGUUUAAUGCCAAAGCAUUGUUGGAGAAGCUAAAAGGGAAGAGGGUGUUAUUUGUUGGGGAUUCAUUGAAUAAGAACCAAUGGGUUUCUAUGGUAUGCUUAAUUGAAUCCUCAGGAAUUCCAUCUCUUAAAUCACCUAUUUGGAAAGGCAACUUGAUCACCUUUGAGGUCAAGGAAUACAAUGCAACAAUUGAUUUCUACUGGUCGCCAUUGCUAGUGGAAUCAAAUUGCGAUGAUCCAGUGAAGCACCGUGUAAGGGACAGAAUUAUCAGAAUUGAGGCAAUUGAAAAGCAUGCUAGGCAUUGGAUUGAUGCUGAUAUUCUCAUCUUUGAUUCCUUCACCUGGUGGCUAGAAUCCCAAAUGACACUCCUGUGGGGAUCUUUUGAAAGCUCUGAUGCAAUCUACAAGAAGGUUGGAAUGAAGCUGCGCCGCUACGAGAUGGCCUUAAGAACAUGGUCAGAUUGGUUGGAGUUUCAAAUUGACAGAAAAAGGACAAGAUUGUUUUUCAUGAGCCUCUCUCCUCCUCACAGAAAUGCUACAGAUUGGGGCAUGGGAAAUGAUCAAAAUUGCUAUAAUGAAACAGAACCAAUAUCAAGAAAACAGUAUUGGGGAAGUGAAAAUGAUGUAAAGAUGAUGGAAAUAGCAGAGAAAGCUGUAAAUGGGCUGCAGAAAAGGGGUGUAGAUAUACAAUAUCUUAACAUAACACAGCUAUCAGAUUAUAGAAAAGAUGCACAUCCAUCAAUUUACAAGAGGAAUUGGGUUGCUCUAACAAAAGAACAAUUGUUAAAUCCAAGGAGUUAUGCAGAUUGUGUACAUUGGUGUCUUCCUGGUGUGCCUGAUGUUUGGAAUCAGAUUCUUUACGCCAAUAUCGUGGACUCCACAAAAGAAAAGAAUAGAGAUUUUUCUGUGUGAAAAUAUUGUGAAACUGUACAACAACAACUACAACAACAACCGCCCAGUAUAAUCCCACAUAGUGGGGUCUGGAGAGGGUAGUGUAUACGUAACCUUACCCCUAUCUUGUGGAGAUAGAGAGGCCGUUUCCAAUAGACCUCGGCUCAGAGAAGCAUAAGCAUCACGUUAAAGAAGAGAAAAAUAAGAAGCGCAACAGCGAGAACUAUAUAAAAGCAGCACAAAUAACAACCAGAUAUUCAGGUGAUCGAAAUGAAUUUGUGAAACUGUAAUACAGUAAUAUUUAUUUUUUUGUUUAUAGAAGCUUGAAAUGUGUGAAGUAGUUCAACAAGAUUUACAAUUAUUGUAGAUAUUGAGAAGCAGUACAUUUUUCAACUUGGUUUUAGGAUUUGGAAAUUAGACUCAACCUAAAAGUGUAAAAUUAU